UAUGAAUACAGCAGCUUUUAAUCAACCCAAUCCCAACACCAGAUAAACCCAAAACCCAGCCCCAACCUUCCAACCACUUCCUACAACAUCGACAUUAAACAAGGGUUCUUUCCCUAACCAAAACCAAAAUAUGAUAGGAAACCACAAUAUGAUAGGAACCCCAAAUGUUAUGGGUACUAUAGCAAACCUAUAAUUGGUAAACCCAAAUCAUUUAAGAUAGCAAAAUCCAAUUUAGCCUAUUAAGAAUUAAGAUAAUAAUUAAAAGAUGGAAUUAGUAGAGCAGUUGAAUAAUGUUGUGCGUGAAGCAAAGGAAAGACGAGCUAAGAUUAUAGAUUUUUACGAAAAAUACAAAUAUUGAAA
Messenger RNA from Paramecium pentaurelia, 360 nucleotides. The record is from the annotation of a GenBank genome assembly. NCBI's taxonomy places the organism in Eukaryota, Ciliophora, Oligohymenophorea, Peniculida, Parameciidae.